UUCAAACAAUGCAAGACACAAAAUUACGGGAAAAUAAUUUUCUCAGCGAAAAACAAAGAAAAAAUUUCAAACGAAAACAUUCUCUUUGCUAAAAUUUACUUUCUCAAAGACAUUCUUUUCAACAAAACAAAAAACAAACGAGAAUAAAGCAUCUGGUUGUAGAGAGAAACAAAGAGAUUGAGGUGAUUUGAUAAAUGAACAUUAAGUGAUUUUGAAGGUGAAGCGCGCGAUUACAAUGGCAAUGUAGGUAGAAAGUUGAGAGAGAUUGAGAGAGAAUGAAAAGAGAACAGCUUGGCGUAAAAGCUUGGGAAGCGACGGUCCGUAAAACACAGGCAGCCGCAAAGAAACGUGUUUCCGGUUUUUUCACUAGCACACCAGUUUCCCAGUCAGAUGAUGAAGAGGGAAAUGGAACCCCCGUAACGAGUUCCAACAACGCAUCCGAUACUUACCAUGCAGAGCGUUUCCUCUCCAAUGGUGAUUUCUACACGGGUCAAUUAUCCGAUAAUUACCCGCAUGGAACAGGAAAGUAUCUCUGGAUCGAUGGGUGCAUGUAUAUGGGUGAAUGGUUUCGAGGAAAAACCAUGGGCAGAGGGAAAUUCUCAUGGCCUUCUGGUGCAACAUAUGAAGGUGAGUUCAAAACUGGAUACAUGGAUGGUAAAGGUACUUAUACAAGUCCUGCUGGAGAUACGUAUCGUGGCUCUUGGGUUAUGAAUCUAAAACAUGGUCAAGGUACUAAACAUUAUUCGAAUGGCGAUCUUUAUGAUGGCGAGUGGCGCCGUGGUAGCCAAGAUGGUAACGGCCGGUACCAAUGGAAAGAUGGUGCCCAUUAUGUGGGGAAAUGGAAAAAUGGUGCUAUUUCAGGUACUGGCUCUUUCAUCUGGAGUAAUGGAAAUCGUUACGAUGGAUCUUGGGAUGAGGGAGUACCCAAAGGAAACGGAACGUAUCGUUGGGCAGAUGGAAGUUUUUAUGUGGGUGUUUGGAGUAAAGAUCCAUCAGAACAAAGUGGGACUUUUUACCCAUCUCCAACUGGUACUACUGAUGGUGAUCCUGACUGGGAUCCUCAAGAACUUUAUAACGAACUCAGUGAUUACACUGUUUGUCCUACUGAAAAGAUAACUAUAUUGCCAUCACAGAAAGUUAUUAAUUGGUCUGCAACUGAAGUUGAUUUGUUACAGAAACAAGGAGGUGGGUGGAGGGUAUCCAAAGGGGGAGAUUCAAGUGGUAACCCGAGAAGAAAUUCGGUAGAUGGAAGGGGGAUGCCUAGUACUACUUCUGAAAGUCCCUAUGGUAGAAUGUCAGCAUCUGACAUCGAGCUUAUAAUGCGUAAUAGUGUCGAUGGGAGCUCUAUGUUUAUGAGAGAAGGUGAUAAUUUUCUCGAAGAUGGAGAAUCCGGGGGGCGGAUGUCAAAUUUUACAGGAAUGCUUCCCAAGGAAAUGAAAAAACAGGGUGCAACAAUUUCCAAAGGACACAAGAAUUACGAACUUAUGCUCAAUCUGCAAUUGGGUAUCAGGCAUUCUGUUGGAAGACCAGCUCCCCUAACAUCUCUUGAUCUCAAGGCUUCGGCCUUUGAUCCCAAAGAAAAAGUGUGGACUAAAUUCCCACCUGAAGGAACCAAAUAUACUCCGCCGCACAAUUCAUGUGAUUUCAGAUGGAAAGACUACUGCCCAUUAGUUUUCAGGACACUAAGGAAACUGUUCAGGGUGGAUCCAGCCGAUUACAUGCUUUCAAUAUGUGGGAACGAUGCUCUACGAGAGCUUUCGUCUCCUGGGAAAAGUGGAAGUUUCUUUUACCUGACAAAUGAUGACCGCUACAUGAUAAAGACAAUGAAGAAAUCAGAAGUUAAAGUACUUAUAAGGAUGCUUCCUGCCUAUUAUAAUCAUGUCCGAGCAUUCGAGAACACUUUAGUGACGAAGUUUUUUGGUUUACACUGUGUUAAGUUGACCGGUGCUACACAGAAGAAGGUACGCUUUGUCAUAAUGGGGAACCUAUUCUGCACCCAGUACACAAUUCACAGGCGCUUUGAUUUGAAAGGUUCUUCUCAUGGCCGAACUACAGCUGAAGGCCAGAUUGAUGAAACUACAACCCUUAAAGAUCUUGAUCUUAACUUUAUAUUUAGACUGCAGAAGUCAUGGUUUCAAGAGUUUCAGAGGCAAGUGGAUAGAGACUGCGAAUUGCUUGAACAGGAAAGAAUUAUGGAUUACAGUCUUUUAGUUGGUCUUCAUUUCAUAGAUGCCAAUCGGGAUCCACUUCUGAGUGAGGGAUCUUCUUCUGGACUUCGAACUCCCAAGGGUGAACCGGAGGUUGAAUUCGAUGCAGAUCAGCUACUUUCGGAUCCAAACCGGUAUGCAAGUAUCAAAUUGGGUAUUAACAUGCCAGCACGAGUUGAACAGACGGUGAGAAGAAGCGAUUGUGAUUCUCAACUGAUAGGAGAACCAACGGGAGAAUUCUACGACGUGAUUGUGUUCUUCGGGAUCAUCGACAUUCUCCAAGAUUACGACAUCAGCAAGAAACUGGAGCAUGCAUACAAGUCUAUCCAGUAUGAUCCAACUUCAAUAUCAGCUGUAGAUCCAAAGCAAUAUUCAAAACGUUUCCGCGAUUUUAUUUACAAAAUUUUCACUGAAGAUACAUGAAGCUAGGAAAUGGGUCAGUUGAGAUGCUGAAUUCCCUAAGUUUUGUUGUGGAUUAAGUUCAUAUUUUUUUUUUGUAAGCUUCAGCAGCUGGGAGGUAUCCAUGCAUAUAUGUAUAGUCAGUCAGAAUUAGUGAUAUCAGUUAUGUAAAACCAAACAAACUGGUUCGACGAUGAAGACCAUCAAGACGGACUUUUGAUAGAUUGCUUCUGUAAUAAUUUAUACACUUAUAAAUAUCUUCAUUAUUCAAACUGUAAAUUGUAUUGUGCAAGGAGUAAACCUCCAUUGACAAUUUAUUUAUUUUUUGUCCCA
This is a messenger RNA of Papaver somniferum (opium poppy), 2939 nucleotides long. Its product is annotated as phosphatidylinositol 4-phosphate 5-kinase 6-like. Gene Ontology annotation, molecular function: ATP binding; 1-phosphatidylinositol-4-phosphate 5-kinase activity. Gene Ontology annotation, biological process: phosphatidylinositol metabolic process. The record is from RefSeq and is a predicted model, not a curated record. The transcript is spliced from 8 exons. Bases 276 to 2630 code for a protein of 784 amino acids. NCBI's taxonomy places the organism in Eukaryota, Viridiplantae, Streptophyta, Magnoliopsida, Ranunculales, Papaveraceae.